AGGGGGAGGGGGGGGGUGCUGGGUAUAAAGCUAUGCUGCCUUUGUCCUUGCCACUCUACCUGUCUUUAAGUGAGUAGGUAGAGCAGCCUGUCGAACUCCAGGAUGGUCAGAUCACUGCUUGGCCUGCUUUUCGCCUCCUCGGUUCUGCUUUGCAGCGCCGCUCCAGUGGACAGGCAUGGUGAGUCGGAUGCCAAAUGCCCUCUGAUGGUGAAGAUCCUGGACGCGGUGAAGGGUGUGCCAGCCGGCUCUGUGGCACUGAAGGUGGCCCGACGAGACGCUAAUGGAGCAUGGGCACAGGUCGCUAACGGGGUGACAGACUCUACUGGGGAGGUUCACAACCUGAUCGCAGAACAGGAUUUCCAGCCAGGGGUGUAUCGUGUCGAGUUUGACACCAAGUCUUACUGGAAGGCCGAAGGCCGGACACCAUUCCACGAAAUGGCGGAUGUUGUGUUCGAGGCGCAUGUUGGCGGUCACCGCCACUACACCCUGGCCCUGCUGUUGAGCCCGUUCUCCUACACUACCACCGCAGUGGUAGUGAACACACACGAGUGACACACACACACACUCUACCCAGGUCACCCCAAUAAACAGCCAGAGAACAGUCCGAGCAUCGCUUCCUCUACAUUUUGCUGUGCUGUGGCAGAUCCUGUUUUUUUUCAAUGUGUGUUCAUGAUUGUUUGUUUGUGAGACGUUUCCAUGAGCCAAAUAACUCCAGGACACUUUGGGUGUGUUUUCCAGAACAUGGCAAUGAAGGUGUUUAUUCAUCUUCUUGAUUGACCCAGAAAAAAAUAAAAACAAAAAAUGAACAAAGUCCAAACAGUUCAAGACUUCUUUACUGGUCUGUUAAAGAUUGUAGAAGAUUGACAAGAUAGCCAACAUGUCGACUUUAAAGUUAAGUUCUUUUUAGCAUCGUUCGAGGGAAAUGUUUCUAGCUACGGGAUCGCAGAACAAAACUGAGCAUGUGCAGAGUAGACAUUACAUUGAAUUCUUAUCACCCAGUUUAGAAAGAUGUUCAUUUCAUUUUUAUGAGUCCAAAAGAUGGUACACGUCAUGGCAAUGGGUCAAUUCCAUUCCACUAGUUAACUAGCAUUCCAAUUAGAUGACUAUCUUAAUUUAAAAUCUAUACUUCCCUCAAACGCCAGCACCUUAUCAGGUUGUCAAGAAUAAUAAUUUGGGAUGUGGAAAGCAUAAACCUUUGGAUUUUGAGACAUUGCAGCCAUUUCUUCAAUCCUGUACAAACCCUGGCACAGACUCAACACAGAUACAGUAAGAGGACUCUUUUUAAAUCUUAUCAGUCAGCUGUAAUGAAUUGUUUAAUGCGUCUCAAAUCAGACCUCCUGACUGGAAAUACAGAAUAGAAAAAAGAAACAUGUGCACUUCAGUUUAAAACAACCCCAAAUCGUUAUCCUUCAAAAAAGAAUACAAAGUGAAAACAGUUUGUGGGAAGGAGGGGGGGGGGGGAGAGAAAAGAAAAUAACUCAAGGCACAAAUAUGAAUACUGCAAAAUGUAAUACUCUAUAUUACAAUAAUGUAACGGUGAAUAUAUCAUCUGAAAUGUUCUAUCUUUAAUUUUGAUAUUCCAACAACCAAGAGGUGACGUUGGAGGGGGUGGGGGUCGGGGAUUUGGGUAGGCUUCUAAACCUCUGGUGCUACGGGGCAGCCAGCACAAUGCCCGGACGGCCCGCCCCUCGCACCGUAUCCAAUGCACCCUUUCCCCCCCCCCCCCCCCCC
Hypomesus transpacificus is the source of this 1731-nucleotide messenger RNA. RefSeq names its product transthyretin (prealbumin, amyloidosis type I) (gene ttr). The record is from RefSeq and is a predicted model, not a curated record. Bases 103 to 552 code for a protein of 149 amino acids. Gene Ontology annotation, biological process: purine nucleobase metabolic process. The transcript has 4 exons. Lineage: Eukaryota; Metazoa; Chordata; Actinopteri; Osmeriformes; Osmeridae.